Drosophila takahashii is the source of this 5088-nucleotide messenger RNA. RefSeq names its product phospholipid-transporting ATPase ABCA3. The record is from RefSeq and is a predicted model, not a curated record. Gene Ontology annotation, cellular component: membrane; intracellular membrane-bounded organelle. Gene Ontology annotation, biological process: lipid transport; transmembrane transport. NCBI's taxonomy places the organism in Eukaryota, Metazoa, Arthropoda, Insecta, Diptera, Drosophilidae. Gene Ontology annotation, molecular function: lipid carrier activity; ATP hydrolysis activity; ABC-type transporter activity.
AUGACCGUGCGUGACUAUAUCCGCAAGUUUAUACUGAUAAACAAGAAGAACCACAAGAUACAGUUCGCCAAUCCGCUGGAACUACUGAUCACAGUGCUACUCCCACCAUUGCUCAUCCUAGUGGCCAUUCUGAUGCGUUUCUUUAUAGAGGUGGGUUCUCACUCCGAUAAGAUUUACGGACCCAUAGAUUUGGACGACGCCUGGCUGAAGAUGGUGGAGAAGCUGCAGAAGGCGCGACUGGUGGCCGAUAAAGCCAAUAUAAAGGCGAAUCCAUUCACACCGCAUCUGAUUAUCGGUUGGGCACCCGACGACUAUCGCGUCUUUCAAUCGAUGAUGGAGCGGGUCACGAGGGAGGUCGAUCCAAUGACCACGUUGAGUUUCAAGGAUUGCGAUCGCUUGCAAAAGGCGAUGGUGGAGAAUAGCCUGUUUGCUGGUAUCUGUUUCGAUGGGGAUACGUUUACCAGGCACCAGAGCUUCGAGGAGGGCACCAUAAAGAACCCGGACAUCGUCAGUACGCUGCUCAACUAUACGAUCAUGAUGCCCAGCGAGCUGAGGAUGAUGGACGGCGACUUCAGAAACGCCAACUGGAUGACGAUGUACGAGUACGAUACGUUCAGCUACCUUAUCGAUCGGCUAGAUCAGCCGUCUGAGGGCGGAUUUGUGGGCUACGUUCGCGAAGGAUUCAUCCGGCUGCAGAAGUCCGUCACCGAAUCCUUUCUCUUCCUUACCAGCCGCAAGCCCCUGCCGACCAUCCAUUUGAGGCGCUUUCCCGUAAUCGGACACAAACAGGAUCCCAUGAUGUUUAAUUUGGACUACGGUGUGCCCAUCCUAAUCGUCAUCGGGUUCCUCUUCCCUGCCCAGCUUUUCGUUUGGCAGGUGGUCAGUGAGAAGCAGUCCCAAUUUCGCCUAUUUCUGGUCAACAUGAACAUUGGCAAUCUUAUUCACUUUGUUUCCUGGUACCUCAAGGGUUUGAUUUACAUGAUGAUAAGCUCGGUCAUUAUAGUGGUGCUUUUAAAGAUACGCUGGGACCAGGAUCACGGGGUACUGCCCCAAACGCCCUGGCACGUACUGAUCGUAGUGCUAUUCUGCUACAACUGCGCCUCGCUUGCCCUUUCGCUAAUGGUGGCCGGGUUUUUCCGGAAUCCCCUCAACGCUGUUCGGGUACUAACUCUCGUCUGGCUAACUUCCUAUUUGCCCAUUAUUGCGCUGUGGAAUAACCAGAGUGGACAUAUACAACCCAUGGAAUAUAUAGCCUAUGUGCUGCCAAAUGUGGUAAUUGCCCUGGUAUUCGAUUGCCUGAUCGAACGCGAGUCGGUGGCCCAUGUUCCGUGGGAGGAUCAUGACUAUACUCAAAACUAUAGCAAGGGUCCCAUAACAGUGGCCUCGAGCAGCUGGAUCCUCAUGGUGAACUCAUUGGUGUACUUAGUGAUUGGUCUGUAUGUGGACAUGUGGCGGGCGAGCGAUCGAUCGGGUAAGAUGAAAAAGCAGUCGGCCAAUGCCAGUGUCCAUGAGGAUCCGUAUCAGGAACGAGCGGAUAGCUUUACGCAUCAGGGUCAGGCCAUUGGGGUUAAUUCCACGAAGAUCUAUGAGGUGGAACCCUCGCAUCGGCGCUUCAAGCUGAAGAUCAAGAAGCUCUGCAAGCGUUUUGCGGCCAACGAUCGUCCGGCGUUGAAUCUCUUCUCGUGGAAUGUGUACGAGAACGAGGUCACCGUGCUGAUGGGUCACAAUGGCUGUGGCAAGAGUACACUGUUCAAAAUCCUAGCCGGCUUCUUGGAACCCACUCGCGGCACUGUGAUGAUAUCGAGCUAUAAUAUACAGACGGAGAGGAAGGCGGCAUCCAUGGAAUUGGGCAUUGCCUUUGGUAAUGAAUUGCUUAUACCAGCCUACAGUGUCAUUGAUUAUUUGCGAUUUAUCUGCCGGGUCAAGGGACUGCAUAAUAAGAUAGAAAUAGAUGGACAGUCCAACUAUUUUCUAAACAUCCUGCAAAUCGGAGAUUUGAAGGCCAAGCGAAUCCGCAAACUCACCGCCCGCGAUUUGUGCUUGGUCAGCAUUUGCAGUGCCUUCGUGGGCAAUAGUCCCAUAGUCCUUAUAGACGAUAUACACUCGGACCUCGAUAAGCGCACCCAGAUGCUGGUAUGGAAUCUGAUCAACGAGGAGAAGUCCAAGCGCACCAUUAUUCUGGUCUGCAACUCUCCGCCGCUCGCUGAAAAUAUUGCCGAUCGAAUGGCCAUCAUGUCGAAUGGGGAACUCAAGUGUACCGGCACAAAACCCUUUUUGAAAAAUAUGUACGGACAUGGCUAUCGAUUGACCUGUGUGAAGGGCAAAAACUGCAAUUUGGAGGAACUGCUCAUCCUGAUGAACAGUUAUAUGCCUAAUAUCGGCAUCGAGAGGGAUAUUGGCUAUAAGAUCACAUUCGUGCUGGAGAACAGGUACGAAGAUAUGUUUCCCAUACUGAUCGAAGAUCUGGAGAACAAUAUGCGGCGACUGGGUGUGGUCAGCUUCCGGAUUCGGGACACCUCGAUGGAGGAGAUCUUCCUGCGAUUUGGAUGCGAGGAGAACGACCAGAGCGGCGUUUUGCAGUCGCCCGAGAAUGCCCAAGGUAUGCUGGAUGAGUACUAUGCCACCUUGGCGGAGGCCAAUGAGAAGGGGAGACUGACGGGCUGGAAAUUGAGUUUGCUGCAAGCGAGGGCAAUUUUCUACAAACGUUGGAUCACGGCCUAUCGACAUUGGAUCAUUUUUAUUUUCGAGCUAAUAUUCUAUUGUAUAGUAGCGCUGGUCAUUUUCUCCAGCAUUAUGAUCUACGGUAAGAAUUUCCAGUUGGUGCCGCUGACCUUUAACCUCAGCGAGCUGAACACCGUGGAUGCCUUCGUUGAGCUGUUUUCCGAGGAGGAGGAUGUCAAGAACAUGUACGCCUAUUAUACGGAAUUGCUCUAUUGGUACGAUGCCCAUUUGACGACGCUGACGAGGAACCAUCGCAGCAAAUACGCACUGUUGACCCAAAGCGAUUUUAGCAGCCGCGCAAACGGUCAACACAUAUUCGGGGCCACCUUUGAUGAGAAUAUUGUCACCGCCUGGUUCAACAAUAUACUUCUGCAUACGGCUCCCUAUUCCUUGAAUGUGGUUCACAAUGCGGUGGCAAGGCACCUUUUCGACGAAGAGACUACCAUUGAUGUUACCCUGAAGCCACUUCCCUUCCGGACGCGCCUCAACAUGAUUCCACCGGCACAACAUGGCUUUAAUGGCUGUGUGGCAUUCACCUAUUGCUUACUGUUCAGUUUCGUUUGGCCAGCAUUUGCGGUUUAUCUGAUCAGCGAGCGUGGCAGCUUGUUGAAAAAGCAACAGUUUUUGGCCGGAGCCAGAAUUUGGGGCUACUGGAUUUCCAUGUUCCUGUACGACCUAUUCUUCCUGCUGAUCUUCUGCUGUUGCACUGUGGCUCUGGUGGCCAUCUACGUGGAACCCAUUCACGAUGCCAUGCUAUACGUUUUUAUAGCGCUAACCUUGCUUUUGGCUGGACUUUAUGUGACCCUGCUCGGUUAUCUGAUAUCGGGUGUCGUCCGGAACCCGUGCUAUGGAUAUUUGUUGCUAUGCGGAAUAAACGCUCAUGGGUUUCUGUUAUUUGCAAUGAAAUAUACGACUGGCAUUAGAUUUAUGGCCCUAGAACUGGGCUUCUUUCCCAUGUUCACGGUGGCAGUGAUACUGUUCGAGACUUUUGAGAUCUACGAGUGGAAAGUGGGCUGCCAGGAUCCCAUUGUGAACUUCACCUCCGUCGAGGUCUUCAAGUGCGAAAGCGUUCCCAACUGCUGCAUAUCUAUGGACUACCUUACCCCUGGUCCCGGAAUUCCAGAAGAACUUGGUGUGCUGGCGUUGUUUGUCGUUGCAUGCGGGAUUUUACUGUUCAUCUCGGAGUAUUAUUCGAUCGUGGGAUUCGGACGAUGCCGCAGGGCAUCGAAGAAAGCUCCUGAGACCGUUGGAAAUAGGGAUAGCGGUCGUUAUCCCGGCCAUUUGUCGCAGGACUCUGCGGUCAUCGCUGAAAAAUUCCAGACCAGUCAUUUAACGGAGGAGGAGCGCAACCAAUACGCAGCUAUCGGAAUGGGAAUGGUCACUAAAAAGCGAAAGGAACAGGUGAUUAGGGACCUGGACUUCUCUGUGGCCAAAACGGAGUGCCUUAGCAUUUCCGGGUCGAAUAACUCCGGCAAGACGACGCUGGUGAAGCUGCUGGUGAGCGAGGAGAAGCUGAGGAGUGGACAGAUCUGGAUCGGGGGCUACUCGAUGCUCCUCCAACGACUUCAGUGCUACCGGCAGGUGGGCUACUGCCCCCAGAGGGACAAUCUGCCGGCGGAGUUCACGCCCCGUGAUCUGCUCUAUAUUCACGCCAUGCUCCAGGGACACCGGCACAAGAUGGCCAGGGAACUGGCCGACUCCCUGCUCCGGAUGCUGGGACUCACUCCCUGCUGGAAUCGAUCGGUAGCAAUGUGCACGUCUGGGCAAAUCCGUCGAUUGUACUUUGCCUACGCCGUCCUGGGAUCCCCGAGUUUCAUUUGCGUAGAUGGUGUGCCGGCUGGAUUGGAUCCCACGGGCAAGCAACUCAUCCUGAUGAUGACCGCCACCCUUCAGGCGAUGGGAUGCAGCUUUCUGUACACCAACCUCACGGCUCUGGACUCCGAGCGACUGUGCCAGCGAACGCCGCUCCUCUUGGACGGCCAACUGUGGACCAUUGGAACAGUGGAUGUCGAGAACGAGAACUACAAGGGGGGAUAUCAGCUGGAGGUGCGAUUCAAGCGCAAGGUGAAUCCCAAUGUCAGCAUGUCACGGGCCACCUGGAACCUCAUCAAUCACUUUCCCAUGUCACCGAACAAAAAGUUCAGCGCCUUCAUGGAGAUCAAGUUCCCAGAGGCCACGCUAAAGGUCGAAAGAGAGGACUCAAUGGUCUUUCAAAUUCCCCUGGGCACCACCACCUUUGCGGACAUAUUUUUGACACUACGCAAAGAUUCCUUCGAAAUGAACAUCGAGGACUAUUUCAUCACGCGCAAUUUGCGCAUGGGAUUCCAGAUUUUUACUAUUGAUCAAUUUCACGAUAAUAAUCUGUAA